UGUUGACUAUGUGUUACAUCUGUUGAAGUGUUGGCAAUCUUUGAAAGUGUGGAGUGGAGGUUGGAAGGGUUUUGACCUGUUUGAUAAUUUCUGGUUUUGUGUAUCAACAUUAAUAUAAAACCAGCCAUACAUUGUUCAUCAUGAAACAACAAAUAGUACUAGCCUCAUUUUUCUUUGUGUCCUUUACUGGAUUUUGUGGCGCUUGCACAAACCCACAAGUAACCUCAAAGUCAUUUACAACACAAGAUGCGACAAUCGUGUCCCAUAUUGCAUAUGUAUCGGAUUUUAGCGUGAAAUGUUCUUCCGGAGAAGCUGGUAGUCUGUACGCUGAGUUGGAAGAUGGUAGCAUUACUCCAGUUGCAAUUGUUGGCCCCCAAUCCUACCAGGUCAGCUGGACUGAGGAAUCUAAGGCAGCCAAAUCUGGUGACAGAAUAGUUCGUAUCUUCAAUGAAGAUGGUUACACAGCUAUCCGGAAACUGUUAAGGGCUGGAGAAUCUUCUUACAGUGUGGAGCCAUUUUUUACUGCUGCGGUAAGACAUCCCGGUUCAUACAACGGGCCAUGGGUGAAGAGUGAAUUUAUUGCGGCCAUUGCCGCUUUAGUGGUGUCAUAUUUUGCAAUAGCUACAAGAGCGAAAAUCGUAUCAUAAUUGAUUAUUUGUUUUUGUUGUAAAUUAUUAGUGGAUUUUGAAGUAUAUGAAAUAAAGUUCUAAUUUUUA
Molecule: messenger RNA, 716 nt
Organism: Cylas formicarius (sweet potato weevil)
Lineage: Eukaryota; Metazoa; Arthropoda; Insecta; Coleoptera; Brentidae
Gene: Tapdelta
Product: translocon-associated protein subunit delta
Exons: 2
Coding region: 141-647 (168 amino acids)
Cellular component (GO): membrane; endoplasmic reticulum; endomembrane system
Source: RefSeq, a predicted model, not a curated record